Peronospora matthiolae is the source of this 1527-nucleotide messenger RNA. NCBI's taxonomy places the organism in Eukaryota, Oomycota, Peronosporomycetes, Peronosporales, Peronosporaceae. The record is from the annotation of a GenBank genome assembly.
AUGCGAUGCGCGAGCAAGGCCGCCGAGAGCGCGUCUGCACGUCUCUGUGCGGACGCCGAAGCAGAAACUACAGCAACUGAUGUCCCAUCGGUUGCUGAAUCGACUCAGCCUGUAUCACCUGGUGAUGCAGGCGCUGGUCAUGAAGACACUCGUGUCUUCACAGAGUACGAGCUCGGUGUCUCGUACUCUCCUGAUACGGAUGACGGAUCCGUAUCGACGGCAAUUGAAUCCAAGCCGCCUGCCAAGCGUGGCAUGGACGAUGCUUUGCGUCGCAGCAUCUUUGGUUCAUCUGAUGAGUCAGAUGAACCAUCGCCGAAGCGAAGGCGCUCGAGGUCGCGAGACUCGGGCGCUAAUAGUGGUGUCGUUUCUCCAAUGGACACCACUUCACAGCGAGGUGCCAGUACUUCUGUCGGCACGUCGCAGGAAGAGCGGGACCGCAAUGUGUUGCGUCUCGCUCCAGAAAAGAAGGCAUGGAUGCCUCCUAAAUCUGUCAUGGAUCACUUGUCGGCGACGACGAGUGAUCGUUAUCGAACACGAUUGUUCGAUUCGUCGAGGAUUCAUCACCUUGACCCCAGCGCGAAAGACUAUCGCGCUGAACAUGAGUUCUUCAUCGAUGCUUUCUUCAGACAUCGAUGGUACAGUGGGAAUCACAAACGUGAUGGUCCCUCACUACUUCAAGCGUGGAACGCCUACAUCCAUAAUCUCGAGGAUGUAGGUCGUGACGCUUGGAACGACAAACUUAUCAAAGCUCGUGAUAAGUUUGAAAAGCGAACCCCGACAGGUGCACGCUACAAGCUGCAUCGUCUGUCAAGGGAGAAAGGAUUACCCUGCCUCUCUUGGGGAGACUCGUGCCCAUGUUGUGUGAACAACUCUGCACGAGCACCUAAGGAGGCUUACCUCCUUACCAGCCCGUGGUGGCGCGUACGUGUCUCUACUGAGAUGUACGAAGGGAUUGACAACCUGAAAUCCCUUUACGACCGUGCCGGGAAGACUUUCUCUGGCGGUCCUUCUGCGGCACAGGAUGUGCCGCGUCGUACUGCUCAACUAGACCCAGUACGUCGAUCAUCAGUUGGGAGCGGGGCUCCCAAGAAUCCCAGGACGGGGGAUAGCCGCGCCACCGGACGAGGUAACUCGUCCGACGUCCGUUCACGUCGCGGUGGUUCAACAGCUGCUCUACUAGAUAGCGCUGGCCACCGCGAGAGUCCUCCAAUCUUCUUUGAUCGCGUAACGCAAGGGUUACGCGACGAUCUCGAGCAUGAGCGGAAUAGGCGUCUCCAGAUGGUGGACACUGCCUCGAAGCAUCGAGCUGAGUUUGCCUUUGCUCAGCUUGAGAACGAGAGAUCUCUGACAUCUCUUCGUGACGAGCUAAGGGUAGCUCGUGGGAUUGUUGAUCGGUCUCGGGCUGAGAUAACUGCUCUUCAGACCCUUGUUGAUGCCCACCAUCGGGAGCACAAGGCUCUCUGCGAGAUGCUUGAGCGCAAGGGCGUUCUUCAUCGGAAGAAGCAGCGUACUGAUGGUACGGCUUAA